CAUUGUUUUCUCUCUCUCUCUCUUCCUUCUUAGGAAAAACAGACUUUGGUUAUGCUCUUAGCUGUACAAAAAAAUAGCCAUAGUUACCAAACCUUGAAAGAUCUGCAACUCCUUCUUUCUCUCUCUGUCUCUUUCUCUCUCUCGGUGUCUACUGCGCUUUAUUUAUUCGAAGAAAUUAAGUCUUAAGUUCUGGAUCUCUAUCAUCACCAGCUCAAAAUAAGCACCCUAAAUUCAACCAACUUUCUUCCUUCUGCUCCAACCGAUUCAGGAAACUGGAAUGGCGAAUCGAGUAAAGGAAGAGGAGAAAAACGAGCGAAUAAUUCGGGGACUCCUUAAACUAACUGAUAAUCGCAGAUGUAUUAAUUGUAACAGUCUGGGACCACAAUAUGUUUGCACAAAUUUCUGGACAUUUGUUUGCACCACUUGCAGUGGAAUACAUCGGGAGUUCACGCACAGAGUCAAAUCAAUAUCAAUGGCUAAAUUUACUUCACAAGAAGUUAGUGCUCUUCAGGAAGGGGGGAAUCAGCGUGCAAAAGAAAUUUACUUUAAAGAAUGGGAUCCACAACGCCAAUCUGCUCCCGAUGGCAGUAAUGUUGAGAGACUUCGAGAUUUCAUCAAGCAUGUUUAUGUGGAUAGAAGAUACAGUGGUGAGAGGAAUUAUGACAAGCCUCCGAGGGCAAAGAUGGGUGAUAAGGAAGACUUCUACGAGAAAGGGAGAUCCCGAAGCCCACCAUAUGAAGAUACAUUUGAGCGUCGCUACGGUGACAGGUCUAGUCCUGGUGGAAGAAGUGAUGAUAGGAAUUCUAGAUAUGGUUAUGAUGAAAGAAGAAGUCCUGGAUAUGAACAAGAAAGUCGACAGUAUGGUGAUUAUAGGAGAAGUAGUCCUGCUCGUCCAGAGAUUGUCAAUGAUUGGCGUAGAGAUGAUAGGUUUGGAAAUGGCCGGAAAGGAUCCGAUGGAGAUUCAAAGCUGGAAGGCAGGUCACCUGAGCGAACUAAAGAUCUGGAGUCAUCUAGCCCCCCUAUAGUUCGUCCUGUUAGGGAAAUUUUAGGAGAAAAUGUUUUGCCUCUUCGUAUAAGUGAACCUCCUAAAGCCAACGGUGGCAGGGCUGCCGAUGGCUCUACACAUACACAGAGAACUGCAUCUUCUAGCAGCUUGGGAUCUGCCAAUGAGAAUCCAGCUGAAGUCAAAUUGGAGAGUACUGGAAGCUUAAUUGAUUUUGAUGCUGAUCCUGAACCUCCUACUACUGCCACAGCUACACAAGCACAACAGAGUAUUCAACCUCAACAUGUUGCACAGCCAGCAAGUCAUACCAAUGACAACAAUUGGGCCUCUUUUGAUUUUGCCCCCGAGACAAAAGAAUCUCAAGCUCCAAAUUUGAAUACGCUGGAAUCUGUCUUUUCUCUGGAAGUAUCUGCAAUACCCAGUAGUGCAAGUGCUCCAAUAACUGCAUCUGUGGCUCAUGCUGGUGUAUUACCAGUUGGUAGUAACUCACCUGUUGCACCUGUGGGGCAAACACCAAUUUCUCCCUUUAGUACAGUUGCCCCUGCAGCUGCACCGGCUAGUGGAUUUGCUACAUUUCCCCCACCUAAUGCUUUGGCAGCUGCCCCAGGAACAACGCCAGUAUUGCCUGGGAAUGUUGGUAAUUCCUUUAGCGUGCAGCAUCAACAACAUUCUUUAUUUUCUACUACUGUUAGUCAAAAUGUUGCACCACAACUUACAGCACCAGUUCAUGGAGCUUCAAGCAAUCAGCCAUGGAAUUUGUCUCAUGCUCAGAAUUCACAAGGGCCUUUGAAUGCACCAGCUAUGCAAGCUCCUCAAUUUGUCCCAAAUUCUGCAGAGUUCAAUUCCGGGAGUGUCUCACAACCUUCACCUGCGGAAGUAAAGUCAACUGGAAGGAAAGAACUGCCUGAGGAUCUGUUUGCUUCAACUUAUUCACCCUUUCAAGCAGUUCCGGGGUGGCAAACUGGUCCGCCUCGUGCCUUGGGGUUCUCAAUGCAAUAUAAUACUGCAGUGCCCAUGCCAACUUUUGUGCAGUCAAAGUCGACAAACCCAUUUGAUGUCAACAGUGAAUCACCACCAGUUCAAGCCCAAAUGUUUCCUUCCAUGGUGUCCUUACAAGGUGCUUUGCCAAAUAUGUCACAUCCUCCUGGCUUAUUGCGCACUUCCAGCUUAGGUACCCCGUCACCAGCUUGGAUGCCAUCCCCCCAGUCAUCACCUCAUCCAUUGGCCAUGCCUUCCCAAGCACCAACAUAUGGAGCUGCGAUGCCUUCCCAUAUACCUACAUAUGCAUCAGCAAUGCCUUCCCAGACACCAGCUUAUGCAACAGCAAUGCCUUCCCAUGCACCUACAUAUGUAUCAGCAAUGCCUUCUCAUGCACCUACGUAUGCAUCAGCAAUGCCUCCAAGGGCGUAUAUGGGACCACAAGUACCCAGUAAUAUCCCACUUUCCAGGCAGCAAGGAGUUGGGGGAUUUGGGAGUGAGGUGGCUGGUUUCGGCCUUAUGAAUCCAGAUCAACCGCCUGCAGGUAGAUACUCAGCUCCUGCUACCCAACAACCCUUCUCGUCGACUGGGGGGAACCCAUUUGGAUAAUUACAAAGAACAAAAUACUUGUAACACUAUUUUAGUUUAAGCAUCAUCUUGUUGCUACCUGUCAAAUUGCUGGGCGGAAAGUUUUGGUUCCUUCACUGUAGUUAGAUGAUCCAACCCAAUGAAAAAUUUGUCAAGUUCAACCCAGUAGUAAGGGCUAAAUGUCCACAUUCACCAUGGGAAAUAGAUUGAUGAUGUCAGAAAGAAGGCAUGGAGAGGAAGAGAGUUAAUUUAAUAGGGGAGCAGAAACCUCCAUUGGGGAUUAAGGUUAUUUUUUUCAUGCAGUAUGUUGUCUAUCUGGUAUUUUGAUGUUCCAUUGAGUGAUCUGUGUGCUGCCUGUUGCCCCUAGAAAAAUUGUAUAAUUUCUUAUUUUUGUUGUCUUGUAUUAUUUUGCCAGCUGUUCAUUAUUGUGGCGAGUUAUUUGAGUCUGUGAAAAGUCUAUAGUUCAAUUGUUACAGUUGAGUACAGUUCGAAUGGUAAUAUUAUUGAAGAUUGAGGAUGAGUUUUCAGAUGCCUUUC
This is a messenger RNA of Pistacia vera, 3106 nucleotides long. RefSeq names its product probable ADP-ribosylation factor GTPase-activating protein AGD14. The coding region runs from base 278 to 2590 and encodes 770 amino acids. The record is from RefSeq and is a predicted model, not a curated record. Lineage: Eukaryota; Viridiplantae; Streptophyta; Magnoliopsida; Sapindales; Anacardiaceae. Gene Ontology annotation, molecular function: GTPase activator activity. The transcript has 14 exons.